AUGCAUAAUAAGGUUUGUAUUCAGAUUUCUGAAAGUUUCUUAUAUACAGCUCAACAAUUUGAUGGCAACCUUGAAGAAUAUAUUAAUUUACAGGGCGAAAUUGAUAAUACAACCAAAGGAUAUCUUGAAGAAAUGUAUAAAAAACUGCAAAUUAACUUGAAAACAUUAUUGGAAUAUGUAGAACAGCAAUAUAUUACAUCUUUGUGGAUUAUUAGACCUAUGGUUUCAAAUUGGAAUCAUCAUAUUUUGAUCUUAAAUGAUGGAUCUUUUUUAUACACAUGCUUCACAAUUAUUAACUUCAGAAUACCUUGUCGACAUUUUUUUUGUUUAAUGAGAUAUACAAGUAAUGCACAAUUUGCAAUGGCUUUAAUUAAUCGUAGAUGGUUUAAUGAUGAUAAAGUUUUUGAUUCAACAAUAGAUACUUCAAUAACAAAAUCAAUUAGUAUCGUCCAGAAAGAAUCUUAUAUUAAUAAUCCAAUAAUACCAAAAUGUCAGAUUUUAAGUACAUUAAGAGGACAACUCAUUGAUACAGAACUGGUAAAAAAAUUAUCAAAACAAAAACAGCAAUUUAUUGAGGGAUAUGAGUGUGUAACAAAAGCAUUAAAUUUAGUAAUUAAAACUGAUUCUGUUGAUGAAUUAAUUGGGCUGUGUAAUAGGUUUAUGUCUUUUCAUAUUCAUCUUAAUAUUCAACAAACUAAUGGAAUAUAUCAAAAUGAUCCCAAUUAUAUUCCAAAUUCAAUUGUAUAUAAAGUUCGUGGACGUCCACCUAAAAGACUGAAAAGUGCAGUGGAAAUUUCUAGAAAUAAAAGGCCUUUUAAAGAACUUACGAAUAUAAAUCAAACUGAUGAACAAAAUGCAGAAACAAGUGCGGCUGCAGCUGAAGUAAAUCUUCAUUGUGGACAGCAAAAAUGUAGAAAAUGUGGGCAAUUAGAUUAUUAUCAAAAGAAUUGUAAUAAUAAUGUAUAG
This is a messenger RNA of Rhizophagus irregularis DAOM 181602=DAOM 197198, 966 nucleotides long. RefSeq lists its product as uncharacterized. NCBI's taxonomy places the organism in Eukaryota, Fungi, Glomeromycota, Glomeromycetes, Glomerales, Glomeraceae. The record is from RefSeq and is a predicted model, not a curated record.